CUCGGAGCUGGCCUAGGCCGGCAGCGCAACCGCCACAGCAACACUUUCAUCCGUCGCUUUCCUUACCUACAUAUGCCUCCGAUUUGUUGCUCCAACUGACUCAGACGAAACAAAACACACAAUCGACGACUUUCUGAUUGGGUCAACCCGGACAGCAGCCUGCCUUGCGGGGAAGAAGCGAAAGGGGGAAAAAAAAGGAGGAGAGAACACGCCAGAGAGCAAUGAUGUUGCUGCGCAAUGCACCCAGAAAUCCGGCGAUAGAUAGGGACACAAUCGGCAUUGGCCACCAACCAGCCAACCCGCCGCAGCCCCGGCGCAAAAGGAAGGCUGAGAAUCAACCCGAGAAUAACGAGCGCCUGUCAAAGCGAUUGAGUCUGCUAAAUCUAGAACAAAACGGAUCCAAGUUGUACGUCCCAGUCGAGAAUCCCGUUGCGCAGCCAAACACGGCGCCGUCCUCCUCACCCUCCACCUCCCACCCGCGAAGGCGUCCAGGCGAAGAUGACUCGAUGCAGCUGGAUGAUUCGAAACACAAGGUCUACAUUUACAAUCUAGAAGACGAGUUCUCAUCAUCCGACGGUGAGACAGACGACGGAAAGCUGCUCUUCCUCCCGGACGUUGAGAAGCAUCUGCGCGUCAAUCGCAUCCCCCCGCAGCUGCUCUCCAACCCCGCGGAAGACCUGAAAGGCCGGGAACUGGUUCUCUACAACGUCCCGAGCUCCAUCACCGUCCCGGAGGAGCAGGACAACGUGCGGAAGGCCAUCCUUGAGUCUCGUGCCCGGAUCCGAGAGAAGCAACAAAAGGAAGCGAGGGAGGAGAGACCCCCCGAGAGCCAGUCACCAGCCACUCCACCUAAACCCUCAUUCGCAAAUGGGUUUGCCAACGUCUUUCCCAGUUCUCCGGGUUUCCCAAUGGCGCAGGAAGACCCAGAGGCGAUGGAACUAGACUAGGCACAACUUCCGAUAUAUUGAAGCAACCGGGUUGCUUGGGGCGGUUUUGUUGGAGAUACCCAUUCUCAUGCGGCGCAAACGGCGUCACCAGCUAGCAUGUACUGUACCUGUAUUCCAUUCACGACUUGGGCGUUAAAUUGAGCGUUUCUUUCCAGCACAAUGAAGCAUAUUUAGCAAAUCUACAAAAGCAAAAGACCCAGCCCAACCUUACCCUACGCCUGCUGAAAUCCCGUACAAAGCUUCCCGCAUCGUCAAAGCCAAUCAAUAUAUUCCUU
Molecule: messenger RNA, 1222 nt
Organism: Phialemonium atrogriseum
Lineage: Eukaryota; Fungi; Ascomycota; Sordariomycetes; Cephalothecales; Cephalothecaceae
Exons: 2
Coding region: 222-947 (241 amino acids)
Source: RefSeq, a predicted model, not a curated record